Messenger RNA from Gasterosteus aculeatus aculeatus (three-spined stickleback), 1372 nucleotides. RefSeq names its product transmembrane protein 150B (gene tmem150b). The record is from RefSeq and is a predicted model, not a curated record. Lineage: Eukaryota; Metazoa; Chordata; Actinopteri; Perciformes; Gasterosteidae. Gene Ontology annotation, cellular component: plasma membrane.
GUGUGAAGCUAAUUAAAUACUAAGGGAAUUAUUGACCGCAUAAGAGACUGAAUGCCCCUUUAUUCUGUAAGACUUCCAAUUGGGUGAACUUGUUUAAAAAAGAAAAAGGGAAUCAAAGUCCAGCGCCGUCCUUUCAAGAAAACGGUUCCUCUACCUUCAACCACUUGAUGAUUAACAAACCUAUUUGUGAAGAAUCUCAACUUUAGGUGGGGACGGUUCCUCUUUAAGCAGCGGCCAUACCAACAUGUGGCAGUGGGCUUUGCUCCCUCUCGGCCUGGCUGCCUUUGGCACUGUGGGCAUCUGGAUCGUAUUUGCCACGGCUGUGUUUAACAGGACGGUCGACCUUGCAGACGGAUUCCCUUCCAUCAGCCAUUGCGGCGCUUACGCCCCUCAGAGAUGCUUCCUCUCCCAGAUCUGCAGCACCUGCUCUGUUUUAGCUCUGUGGAUCGUGGUCCUCCGUUUCAAGCAGGUUAGCGGCCGAGGCAUCCGCAGGAAUGCCAACAUAGCCAGCUUCGUUUUGGGCUUGAUCUCGUGCGUGGGCCUCUCCAUCGUCGGCAGCUUCCAGGUAACCACUUUCUACAGUGUUCACCUUUUGGGAGCGUUCCUAGCUUUCUUUCUGGGCUUGGCCUACUUCUGGAUCCAGCUGUUUCUAACCGUGCCGUCUCCAGACCGAAGGUGGGUCGAGCCCGCCAGGGCCACCUGCUGCUUCCUGUGCACCGGCCUGAUCAUCGCUUUGGGGGUCCUCUACAACACAGGCUUUCCCUCCGUGGCCGCCAUGUGCGAAUGGGCCUUUGUCAUGUUGAUCUUCUGCCUCUUUGGCCUUUUCGCGGCCGAGUUCAGGCACAUCGACGGCCGCGACCCCUCGGAGCAGAACCCAGCUGUGGCGAACGAGCUCGGCGUAGCAGAGACGUAUGAUUAUGUCUCACACGCGCUCAGCUGAAUCGCCCGAGGUUACUGAACAUCCCUCUUACCUGUUUCCUUUUUGUCUUUAGUGUCGUCACAAUGCCUGUGCAUUAGUUUACAUGUUCUGUGUCUGAUAUGCCAAACUGCGUUUUUACAUUUGCUAUUUUAUUCUUCAAUAAUUUUAGGAUUGAGCAAUAUUCCUUAUGACAACGUGAUACUUUAACCUUUUUAUCUCAUACUAUGUACCUUUCUAUUUCUUUAAAAUGAUUAAUCAUUUGACUGAGGCUAAUGAACUGUAAUAAAUGUGCACAAACACACGGUGGCACCAUUCCACUAUUAUUGAAUCUGCUCAGUGCUUUGAUGUCUAUUCAACAAUGUAAUGUAACAAAGUAUCUAUGGAUCGUACUCCCAGACCUCCCUCUCUCCGCACUGUAUUUCUUGUUUUUUAAUAAAAUCCCUGAGAAUACCA